Molecule: messenger RNA, 1936 nt
Organism: Monodelphis domestica (gray short-tailed opossum)
Lineage: Eukaryota; Metazoa; Chordata; Mammalia; Didelphimorphia; Didelphidae
Product: olfactory receptor 2A1/2A42-like
Biological process (GO): G protein-coupled receptor signaling pathway
Cellular component (GO): membrane
Molecular function (GO): olfactory receptor activity; G protein-coupled receptor activity
Source: RefSeq, a predicted model, not a curated record
UGACAGGCAAACUUUUGACUUAUUCAAUUUCUUUAUCCCUCAAAUAGGAGUAUGGAAGACAAUCAGACAAUGGUAACAGAAUUCAUUCUUCUGGGAUUCGUUCUUGGUCCAAAGAUGAAGAUGUUUCUCUUUGGGCUUUUCUCCCUCUUCUACACUCUUACCCUUUUGGGGAAUGCAGUGAUUUUGGGCCUCAUCUGUCUGGACUCUAGACUACAUAGUCCCAUGUAUUUCUUCCUCUCACAUUUGGCCAUCGUUGAUAUCUCCUAUGCCUCAAAUACAGUUCCGCCAUUGUUGGGAAAUCACCUGGAUCCAGUCAAACCAAUCUCCUUUGCAGGAUGUUUGACACAGACUUUUUUCUUUCUAACUUUUGCUCUCACAGAAUGUCUUCUCCUCUUGGUAAUGAGUUAUGAUCGGUAUGUUGCAAUCUGCCACCCUCUCAGAUACUCUGUCAUAAUGAAUUGGAAAGUAUGUACUGCACUAGCUAUCACACCAUGGGGAAGUGCUGCUUUCUUGGCUCUAGUCAAUGUGAUUCUCAUCUUGAGAGUGCCCUUCUGUGGGAACCUGGAAGUGAACCACUUUUUCUGUGAACUGCUGUCUAUACUCAGAUUGACUUGUGCCAACAUCUGGGUCAACCAGGUCAUGGUUUUUAUCACCAGUUUUUUAUUUUUACUGGGUCCCUUCUGUUUGGUUCUGGUCUCCUACAUGCGUAUCAUCUGGGCCAUCCUGAGGAUACAGUCUGGGGAAGGUAGAAAAAAAGCAUUUUCCACUUGCUCCUCCCACCUCUGUGUUGUUGGGUUAUACUUUGGUAGUGGAAUUGCCAUGUACAUGAUCCCCAAUUCUAGUAAUCCCGAGCAGCAGAAGAAAAUCCUUUCCCUAUUUUAUAGCUUCUUCAAUCCUACCCUCAACCCUCUGAUUUACAGCCUGAGAAAUGCAGAAGUGAAAGGAGCCCUGAGGAGAGUUUUGGGUAAAGAGAGACCCAAGUGAGGCACUUUGAGCAAUAUGUAAGUGCACAAGGAGGGGAGGCAAUUGCAUGAAGAUCGUGAGAUGAGAAGUGGAAUCUUUGUCUUCUCUGAUAAGUUAAGAGUUUGGUAAUUGUGAAUGUUUAAUAAAUUCUCUAAAAUAUUGUUUAAAAGUUCAUACUGAAUCUAAUUACUUUCUUAUCAAAAUUUCUGAGCUGAAUACUGGGUGUUGUAUACCUUAUGUCAUUGUCUCUCCUUUUCUCCUUUGUAUUUGCCCCCAGCAUUUUGCAUCACUUUGUUAUAUCAUAUUAUUGCUAUUAUUCCCACCCACCCUCCAUUUUGGUUGUUCUUUCUACCUUGUUUUCCUGUUUCUACCUAUUCCUUUAAUACUUUAUUGUUCCUUUUAUCAGUCUCAUUUCAUGUUCUCCAUAUUCAUCUGAAACCAAGAGGACUUAUUUUUCAUAUCAUAUUCUUUUUUAUGAUUUACCAUUUAUUUUAAUUUUGUUUUGUAUAUAUGACAUAAUAUAAUAUAUAACACAAUGAUAAUAUACAUAUGACUUGCUAUAAAUAUGUAACAAAUUAUAAUAAGUAUUCUUAUCCAAAAGAAACAAAUUCUCAUAUUAACUAUGUCCAAAAAUCAGUCUAAUUCUUUUUUCCUUCUCUUCCACUCCUUUCCCCUCCCUAAAAAGGCAAGUAGUAGGAUUUAGGUUGUACAUUUGUUAUCAUAUAAUACAUAUUUUUCUGUUUGUCAUGUUUUGAAACUUGACACAUUUUGCUUACGUUAGAGAAAAAAAUCCAGAAUGUAUUUUUUAAACCCUUUCCUUCCCUCUUGGAAUCAAUACUGUGUAUUGGCUCCAAGGCAGAAGAGUGGUUAGGGCUAGGCAAUAGGUAUCAAGAGACUUGCCCAGGGUCACACAGCUAAGAAGUGUCUCAGGUCAUAUUUGAACCUAGGACCUCCUAACUCUAGGCCUGGCACU